AUGAAACUUGUUGGUGUCGUACUGCGCAUGCGCAAAUAUGAGUCAGCAGACCCGAACAAGACUGAACAAGGAAGCGACAUGAGUGCUGCUGACAAGCAACCGCUGAUUGGAGGAGAACCCUCGGCUCCCCCGCCGUACGCUCCUCCGAAAAACCCUCACGGUUACCCGCCUCCCGUUGCAGGAGGAGCUGCCUACCCGCCACCUCAGGCUCCUCCGCCUGCCUACGGUCACCCCCAGACACCAGCUGGCUAUGGAGCUACUCCUCACAUUACCGUGGUACAAGCUGCUCCCAUUGUGACCAGGCGGACUGUGAUUGAGCCAAAACCUCCGAACCACAUUCUCCUCUCUCUGAUUGUGUUUCUGAUGUUCUGCUGGGUUUUUGGGCUCAUUGCCCUCAUCAUGGGGAUGCAAGUUGACUCUGCCUGGGCUGCUGGAGAUGGGAACAGAGCUAGAAGACUUUCAGCGUCGGCUCGAGGGUGGAAUCUGGCCGGCAUGAUAUUUGGGAGUGUGCUAUACGUCACAAUCGUAGUGUCGUCUGUGACGUCCAGUGCUGCUGGCACCUAG
Messenger RNA from Geodia barretti, 564 nucleotides. Lineage: Eukaryota; Metazoa; Porifera; Demospongiae; Tetractinellida; Geodiidae. The record is from the annotation of a GenBank genome assembly.